AACUCCGAAAUUCAAAUAAGGAGUUUCGUAUGUAUUUCUUUGCUUACCACAUAAGAUUCUUUAAUUUUCAUUUAUGUGUGAUAAAUGAACAAUUAAAAAAGUAGUUUCCGGAGAAACAUUAGCCAUGUUUGUGUUGUUAGCGGAUGCUAAAAGUUAGCUUAGUGGCGCAUUUUGAGUUUUUAGCCCACAUUCUUGUUGCGGACUGAAUCGAUGUCAGAUCAUUAUCGAUUGCAUGCGCCAUGAACCCACCUAACCCGUUCGGAAGUCCACACGGGGGAGCUUUUCAAGCCCCGAACAACUCCUCUAAGCCUGUUCUGUUUCAGACUUUUGGUCAGCAGCGUUCCAGCUCUCAGGGCCAGCAAAGUGUGGGCUUUUUUCAGCCAUCCGCCUUUGGACAGCCGUCUGUGAUGAAUCAAACUGUAGCUCAGAGCAGUUCCAUUUUCGGACAGCCCUCGAUGAUCCAGGUUCCAGUGUUUGGACAGCCGUCACUGGGAACGACGGGGGCAGGCUUUACGGCGCUAUUUGGACAGACCAGUGGGCAAAACCAGACAUCACUGUUUGGGGUGACCGGCGGGCAGAACCCAACUUCAGCUUUUGGGCAGACAUCUGUAUUUGGACAACCUUCUGCGUUCAGACAGGCUCCAGGGUUUGGGAAACAACCACCUCCCCUUGGAGGCUCACAGAUGGCCACCAGCUCCACCUCUGGGUUUGGACAGCCGUCUUCCAGCAGCGCAUUUAGUGGCACUCAGAACGUGACGACCCAAAACAGAACAACCUCCGAGUUCUGUUUCAAGCCAUCCAACAAGGCUCUAUUCAAACCCAUCUUCAGUGCCAGCCCAGAGCCAGCUCAGCCCCAGAUUACAACAAUGUCAAGCUCGUCUUUUGGAGGCAGUGGGUCCCAGGCCAGCUCCAGCACCACUGGCUUCCCUCUGUUGCCUGGAGCCAAGUCUGGGUCGCUGGGCUUCUUACAGCCGUUUGCAACCACUUCUGUUUCUGCUCAAAAUAAUCACCCAACAACUACCAGCAGCAGUAGUGCAGCAACCAACACUCUUCAGUUCACCAUUUCCCAGCCAGCUGCACCUUCCAGCUCAAACACUUCAGCUACCGUCACCGAGCCCACCACCCCAUCGUCCUUCAGUUUUACAGCUGAAACCCUCCAGACUGAGCCAACACUUCUUUUAGGGGGAACAAGUUUUGGUCAACCUCCAGCUUAUGGUGAGCACAAAGGCAAAGCAGAAACUGGCACAGAUAACAAAGGAAGCAGCCAAGAGGACACAAAUGUAUUUGCACGACUUGGCAAACCUGCCAAGCGCAAGGAAAAUCCAACAACCUCGAGCUCAGGUUUAGAGAUCCCAACAGCAGAGGAAGAGUCUCCAUCUGAAGCAGACUCAUCAAGGCAUCUCUCGAAGAGGCCACUGAUCAGGUCCCGUGGCCUUCCAGGAAACCUCUUCAGCAGGGCACUCAGUGGUAUUUGUAAGGAGCGAGCCAACACAGUAAGACGAGAUACUCAGAAGCCAGAGCCAAACCUGGAGGAGAAGGAGAAAGUUAAUGAGGGUGAGCCGCCUGUCUCACCACCUGCUGCACAGACACUCACCAGGGAAGUUCUGGAACAAUCUGAAGCUUCAGACUCGGGUGUAACUCAGAGUCCAAAAUCCCAAGUGUUGACCCCUGUGGUGACCCCUGUGAGUCGACGUGGACACAGGGACAGCGUGGAUAGCCUGAGCGGCUCGUCUCCGACCGACCUCACCACCAUCAUGUGCAGAAACGUGCCUCCGGCCCUCAACAGAAAGGACGUGCUCAUGAAGCAUUUUUCUCGGUUUGGGAAAGUCUUUAAGGUUUUCUGUCGGACUGCAAAGAAUUUUGCAGUAGUGCAUUUUGGUGAUCACGCUGCAGCUGCAAAAGCAAAGAAGAAAGGAAAAAUGCUGCACAGACACGAGCUGCUGCUGCUGUGGCAGAAAAAGAAGCAAAGUCCAGGAGAAAAGGGCGGCAGACCUGCAGGAGAAAAGAAUGAAACUGAAGGAGAAAGUCCAGAAGUCAGAGAAUCUAAAGUGGAUUUUUCUUCUCCUCUCAAAAGGCCUGCACUCAUGCCUUCCACAUUCAGUCACAGCUCUCCAGUGAAGAAGCCUUCCCCUGUCAAGCUGCUGCAGUUUGACCCUGAUCCUCAGAAAGAGAACAUCACAGAGUCCCAGGGCUCAGAGCGUCCUGUCCCUUCCUCCCUUGUUCACCUCAUUGGUCAGGUAGCCGAGACCGCUGAGGACAAGUACCGCCUGCUAGAACAAACGGACAAGAUCCUGCGUCAAGAUCGGCCCAAGCGGACAGCCUUGGACUUGUCUAAAGUUUUUGUGGGGACAUGCCCUGAUAUGUGUCCAGAGAAGGAAAGAUACAUGAGGGAAACGCGAAACCAGCUCAGCGUGUUCGAGCUUAUCCCAAACACAGAGAUGGUGGAUCAUUCUGCUGCUAUAAAGGAGUACAGCCGCUCCUCUGCCGACCAAGAGGAGCCCCUCCCCCACGAGCUGAGGCCCCUGUCUGUGCUCAGCAUGACCAUGGACUACCUGGUGACUCAGAUCCUGGAUCAGGUUCAAGACAACUACCGGGACUGGUAUGACUUUGUGUGGGACAGAACCAGAGGUAUUCGCAAGGACAUCAUCCAGCAGCAUCUGUGCUGCCCUGACACAGUAUCCCUGAUCGAAAAGUGCACACGCUUCCACAUGCACUGUGCCCACCACCUCUGCGAGCAGCCCAUGUCGUCUUUCGAUGCUAAAAUCAACAACGAGAACAUGACGAAGUGCCUGCAGAGCCUCAAAGAGAUGUACGAGGACCUGGCGACGCAGCAGGUCUUCUGCCCCCAAGAGGCCGAGUUCCGCCAGUACAGCGUGCUGCUGAAGAUCAACGACGGGGACAUCCUGCGAGAGGUGCAGCAGUUUCGUGAGGAGGUGCGCAAGUCGCCCGAGGUGAAGUUCGCGGUUCAAGCCUGCGCUGCCGUCAACAGCAACAACUUUGUUCGUUUUUUUAAGCUGGUGAAAGGAGCUUCUUAUCUGGCCAGCUGUCUCCUGCACCGGUACUUCAAUCAGGUCAGAACAAUGGCGCUGAAGACCCUGAACGUAGCUCACACCGUGGGGCCGCGCUCCACCCCGUUUCCUGUCGAGGACAUCGUUCGAAUUUUAAUGUUCCGAAACGCCGCUGAAGCGACGGACUUCGCCCAGCAGUUUGGGCUCAAUGUCAACGACGGGAUGGUGGAGCUCAGUCGGGUGUCCUUCCAAGAGCCGGACCUCCCCCUGUCCCAGAAGAAGUCUGAGGUCAUCCUUGCAAAGAAAACGGUGUUGAUAGGACAGGUGAUGAACGGGGGCCCCCUUCCCAACCCUCCACAGCACACCCCCGUCUGUAGCUUCGACUCUCAGAAUAAAUUCCGCGGCCUGAAAGGUGACAGCGUGAAGCUCACAGCUCCGCCCAGCGACGAACUGUCGGCUCAGUUUGUGCCAGUUAAAGCUCCAGAUGUUCCAACCGUGCUUGAGCUGCCUCCAGCUGUUACCGAUGAGACGGGAGAACCGUACCUCCCUGCGGUCCAGUUCUUCCUGCCUGAGCCUGUCAAACCCCCGUCACCUCCACCUGAACCUCAGCCGGCCUACAGCGAUGAGGACAUUGCGGCUGAGCUGGACUCCGUGAUCCAAGAGGUGGUUGAAGCAGAAGUGAAAGAAGUGGCCGACGCUGGCGUCAGCUACGUCGCAACAGCUCUCACCGAGAGCGAUGUGCAGGUGGAGUCUCUGGUGAGGGAAGUGUUGGGACAGAUGUUGCAAGAGAUAUCGUCCUCCGAGUUCAAACUGGAGCAGGAGCGAGUCGCAGAAGAGAAACGCAAGCUUGAGGAGGCGAGGCGGAGGCAGGAGCACGAGGCCUUCCUGGCUCAGUUCAGCUGCUCGCUGUGCACUGAGCUCAUCCAUCAAGUGGUGGACACGACCAUACAGGAAACCGCCACCGCAGAGAUCCAGGAGGCGCUGAACGAGAAAGCAAAACGUUUGGCUACAUGCUCCGAGCAGAUCUGCUGCGGUCUGAUUGAUGAGACUUUAAGCACAGAGAUUUCUCUGCUGGUCGAAGAUCUCCUCGAAACAGAGCUGGAGCGUAUCCACAAGUACAUCAAGAGGUGGCGAGACGUGGUGGCAGUUCGCCGCACGCUGAAGCGACAGAUGAGGGGUUUCCCCGCAGCUCCUUGCUGCGUCGACCCUCGUUUCAAACUGAAGGCCUUGGCUCCCAGCGCCCCCGCUCAGCCCUCCAUGGCAGAUCUAACUCGAGGUUUGGUCAACCUUGGAAAUGCUGGCGUUUUAGCUGUGUCCAGCACCAGGUUGCUGAGGAUGAGAGAAGAAGCAAUCCACCAGAUGAGAGUCCACUACUUCUUCCAUCAGCUGCUGGAGGAGACGGCGUGGGCGCCGCUUGAUCUGCCUGCGCUGGUGAUGGAGAGCACCCCAAACCCACCUGAUCGCAUCUUCUGGAAAACCCUUCUCCUCUUACCCAGCGAUGAUGAAAGUGUAGCCAGUGUGGCUGACAGGCUGCUGUCGGACUGGUUGGAGGUGAAGCUUGGUGCUGAGCGAGGCUCAGCGGAGCAGCCCGAUGGCACCAUGAAAACUCUCUGUGUCAUGAACGCCCUGCAGGAGAGCAGACAGGGAGCUUAUAAAGUCCACGUCACGGUCAAGGCGACCCGAGGCCCGCUAACCGAACACGGCCUGUCCAAAGUGGAGGAGUUCUCAGAGCUCCAGGGCGCAGGAGCCCUCAUCCUGCUGCUCCCCGCUCUGCCCGUCUUCGGGUCCGGUCAGGAGGACCAGGACGUCCCUCUGCUGUCAGCUUUGCUUCAGCUCAAACAGCUGCAGCAGGUCAACAGCUGGCACUGUCCACUGCCCCUGGUGGUUCUGGUCCUGGAUCACUGGGACGCUGCGGAUACACAGAAACUGGAAGAAGCCCUGAUGCUGCACACGCUGAUGAAGGAGGAGCUCAUCUCAGAGUACAAGUUCUUCUUCAUACCAGGAACCACGAGCGACCUUCAGGGAUCCAAACAGCUGACCCAGGCGAUCCGUUGGCUGCUGCCCCGUGCGCCGCCGCCCUUCCCUCUCUCGUGUCAAACCCUAGUGCAGCUCGUCGAGGCCUGUUUGAGUCGUGAGUUCAGCCCCAGAGUUUGCGCCAACCGCCAGGACCGGGCGGCUGCACGCCUUCCAUCCCAGGACCUGCGGCCGGUCGUCCAGCUCUACAACGCCGUCCUGGGUCACGUCGCUGAUAAGGUGGCCUCCCAGGAUCUGUGUGGACUCUCGUGGCCCCCCGCUGAGUUCAUUCUGCCUGAAACCAGAGACUUUGUGCCUCAUCGAGGCUGGAACUGUUCGGAGCAUCUGUCCUGGCUGCGUGAAGCCAUCCUCAGCCUGCGGCUGCCGGAGUGGGAGGGGCUUCCUGCAGCAGGCUCGUGGUCAGAUCUGUGCUGCUCCAUCUUUCGUUACGCCGCUAAGAUCCCAGCGUCUCGCCGCAGUCAGCCUCUCCUCAUGUCGCGGCUGGAGAAUCUUCUGGAAAGAGCUCGACUGAAGGCUAACAAAACCCCUGGAUCCAAAGUAACAUUCAGAAACACGGAUAAACGGCAGAGUCCGAACUUCAUGCAGGUUCCGUGGGACGACGUGGUCGUGAUCUUCAUCGACCACAAACUGAAAGACUGGCAGCUGCCGGGUCCGCCCGUCUGUUCAGAUGCUGUCACGGAUGAUGGAGAGAUCCUGGUUUACUUCCCCGCAGGGUCGCUGGACGGUUUCCGACCGCCUGACCCGUGGACUCGGGCCGUCGAGCAAACGCACAGAGAGAAGCAGCAGGAGAUGAACGGGGCAGCUGAAGGUGCCUGUUCUCCAUCUCCCAGCCUCCCUCUCAGGCAGAGGUUGUUCCACAGCGUGGUGAAGCCCGCCGACGUGUCGUCGCCCCCGCAGGACAUCACUCACACCCCCACAGCCGAGGAGCUGCUGGCCCACCGGGUCCUGCAGAACUUAGAGGAGGAGAGGGCUGAAAGCUGGAGGAGCACGGAGCAGCUUCAGCGCUGGCUGGACGAGGACCCGUUGGACAAGUUGUCCACGCCGCUCUUCGUCCCGUCCUCCACCCUGCUGUCCACGCAGACGAUCAUACAGCGGGCGCCCAAAGACAGGCCUCCAGAGGCAGCUUUGACUCAGAGGUGGGAUGAGCGUUGGGACGGAGCAGCCUGGUCGAAGGCCCCUCCUGAACCUCUGCUGUGGAGACUGAAGGAUCUGCAGCGACGGAUUUCUGCGAGUCGAGAAGAAGAGCUGGCCUGCAGCCUGAAGCUACGAGCUCUGCUGAGCAUCGUGGACGACUGACGGGACUGACGAGCAGCGAGGGGCUCCUCGUAUUCCCACCCGCGCUGUUUGUCACACUCACUAUUUAAAAAUGUGA
Molecule: messenger RNA, 6414 nt
Organism: Nematolebias whitei (Rio pearlfish)
Lineage: Eukaryota; Metazoa; Chordata; Actinopteri; Cyprinodontiformes; Rivulidae
Product: minichromosome maintenance complex component 3 associated protein
Exons: 29
Coding region: 240-6338 (2032 amino acids)
Biological process (GO): mRNA export from nucleus
Cellular component (GO): transcription export complex 2; nucleus; cytoplasm
Molecular function (GO): RNA binding
Source: RefSeq, a predicted model, not a curated record